This is a messenger RNA of Prunus avium (sweet cherry), 1752 nucleotides long. Its product is annotated as CAAX amino terminal protease family protein. Lineage: Eukaryota; Viridiplantae; Streptophyta; Magnoliopsida; Rosales; Rosaceae. The record is from RefSeq and is a predicted model, not a curated record. Gene Ontology annotation, cellular component: membrane. Gene Ontology annotation, biological process: CAAX-box protein processing. Gene Ontology annotation, molecular function: metalloendopeptidase activity.
AAAAUACUGGAUUUUAUUAUAUGUUGUCAUUUGAUAAAUCCAAAAGACUGGAUUUAGAAACCGUAAAACACAGUGGGCACACCAGAAAUGCAUGGCCUCUCAUUUCUGCUACCUUCAACGAUCCACGUGGCAGCAGUAUAUUCUUAAAACGGAAAAAAAACAAACAAACAACAAAAUUAAUCAUAAAAAGCACGAAGCUUUACAUGGUCUGUUAGUCGUUGGUUGUUCAAUCUUGGGUCUUCAGCUCCGGUCGUUCUCAUGCUUCCAGUUCUAAGCACCGGAUUUUUAAUAGAUUUUUCUCUUUAAGGAGCACUCAAAGAGGUGCAUAAUUCCACGCAAAACUAAAGAGGACUCUGCCCUGCCUGCCUGCCUGCCUGCCUGCCUGCUAUCAUCCAAUGGGUUCGCUCGCUGUGAACUUUUGGCGGUCUACAGUAAACAAUGCCGCCUUUACAACCCCCUUGAGUUGGGGAAGCUCUAUCUUCAUCAGUGGGAAUUUUGUUGGCCUCUAUGAUGUGCAGAAGGUUUUAUCUGCCAAACCAUGCAGUGGAGUUGCAAUUAGCCCAAGAGCUUUUGCAAGUCGGAAUUCGGUGAAGAAAUCAAGGAGGGAUGGGGAAGCACGGAAAAGAGUAGCAGAUAAGAGCACUGCUACUGAAGAUGAUUAUGUUCAAAUUGACAACAAGGUGGACCCUUCUGAUAAUUUAGCUGCAGAGGAAUUGGUUGCAUUCCCUCCCAGAGGUGCUGUGCUUCAGGCUUGCACGGUUACUUCUGGGUUGAUAGCUGCUUUGGGUAUAAUAAUUCGACAGGCAUCUCAUGUUGCAUCAAUUGAAGGGUUGCCAGUCUUUGACUGCUCAUUGGACGUCUCAUUUGAUUUUGAGGUGUGGCAUCUUGAGUUGAUUACAGGAUUAGUUAUUGUGAUAUCAUUAUGCCGAUAUCUCCUGUUGAAGACAUGGCCAGAUUUUGCAGAAUCUAGCGAAGCGGCCAAUCAGCAGGUCCUAAGUUCACUUCAACCUUUAGAUUACAUAAUCGUCACGUUUUUGCCAGGGAUCAGUGAGGAACUUCUUUUCCGGGGUGCACUGCUACCACUUUUUGGAUCUAAUUGGAGGAGUGCCUUGGCUGUCGCUGUCAUUUUUGGUGUUCUACACCUGGGGAGUGGCCGAAAGUAUUCCUUCGCCAUUUGGGCAACUUUUGUUGGGCUUGUGUAUGGUUAUGCAACCAUCGUCUCCUCCAGCCUUAUCGUGCCAAUGGCUGCUCAUGCGGUGAACAAUUUGGUGGGAGGGAUAUUAUGGCGCUAUGGAUCAGAUUCACCGCAGCGGAUAUGAGAAGACUGCCACUGUCAUUUGCCAACAAGUGUACAUAAUUUGAUUUGACUUGGAAGCGGACAACUUCAAACUAGCUAGUGAAGUCAAUGUGAAAGUUGAUCAACCGUAUGUUUUUCUUUUUACAAACAAUAUUCUAAACUAUACUAAUUUACAUAGGCUUAUUUAUGUACAUGCCCUCUGUACUUUCAAAGUUGUCUCAGAUUACUACAUGUUCUUUGAAACGUCUCAAAAUGCCACCUACACUUUUAAUAACUGUCUCACGUUACCUAUUCCGUCAGUAUUAAGAGACGUUCCGUUAUGUGAUAGGUUUAUUGAGUAAUUUGGGGUCUGUGUUGGUGGUGGGUGGAGAUUUUUGGGAGAGAAAUCUUAUGAAGGCUGUUGUGAUGAGUGGGUGAGGCUUGGUUGUGGGUUCAAAGGUUGAGAGGGUGAAGAG